Nerophis lumbriciformis (worm pipefish) is the source of this 3566-nucleotide messenger RNA. RefSeq names its product histone deacetylase 6 (gene hdac6). Gene Ontology annotation, biological process: epigenetic regulation of gene expression. Lineage: Eukaryota; Metazoa; Chordata; Actinopteri; Syngnathiformes; Syngnathidae. Gene Ontology annotation, cellular component: histone deacetylase complex. Gene Ontology annotation, molecular function: histone deacetylase activity; zinc ion binding. The record is from RefSeq and is a predicted model, not a curated record.
GUCAUCCGAAUGCGACGACCAGUGCAAUUGGCGCUCAACAUACUGUAAAGAGGAUCAGAAAUGUCUUCUGGCCCAGAUACCCCAGCAGCAGAAAAUGGACUCAAGUCAGUCAGGAGGUCUCCUCGUCUGUCCCCUCAGGCAGGCGAGGUUCCUGGAGACGAGCAGAGGAGAAAAAAAGGCGGCCUGCAGGAGGUGAAGAGGAAAGGGAGGAUGGCGAGGAGCCGGGAAGAGCGAGACGAGGAGCUGCAAGUCCAACUGCAGCAGAUGGACCUGUCCAGCAGGGCGUCUGCCACCGGGACAGGUCUGGUCUACUCUGAGACCUUCACUCGCCAUCAGAACCUGUGGGAGCCCAGUCACCUGGAGAGUCCAGACAGAGUGACGUCCAUUAUGGACGAGCUGGACAGGCAGAAAUUGUUGUCUCGCUGUGUUCGAGUGCAGCCCAGAGCAGCCACUGAUGAAGAGCUGCUACUCGUGCACAUGAAAGAAUACAUUGAGAUGAUCAAGUCCACUCAGACGAUGUCGGAGACAGAACUGCAUCAUCUUUCUGACAAAUAUGAUUCUGUCUAUUUCCAUCCCGAGACCUUCCCAGUGUCCAUACUAGCAGUAGGUUCAGUGCUCCAGCUGGUGGACCAGGUGUUGAUGUCCGACCUCAGAAAUGGAGUCGCCAUCGUCAGGCCUCCGGGACAUCAUGCUCAGGCUAACGAGUCCAACGGCUUUUGCAUUUUCAACAACGUGGCCAUUGCUGCCCGUUACGCUCGGAUAAAACACAAAGUCAACAGGGUGUUGAUAGUAGACUGGGACGUUCAUCAUGGUCAAGGUGUCCAGUAUGUCUUCCAGGACGACCCCACCGUGUUGUACGUGAGCAUGCACAGGUUCGAGGAGGGUGCCUUCUGGCCUCACCUUCCCAAUUCAGAUGGCAGUUUUGUGGGCGGCGGCCCCGCCAAAGGGAAAAACAUCAACCUGGCCUGGAACACAACCGGAAUAAGCGACGCCGACUACAUGUGCGCCUUCCAGCGUCUUCUGCUUCCCGUCGCCUACGAGUUUCAACCGGAGCUGGUUCUGGUCUGCGCCGGUUUUGAUGCCACACUCGGGGAUCCGAAGGGCCAGAUGUGUGUGAGUCCGCAGCGGUUCCACACGCUGACGCACAUGUUGAUGUCUUUAGCGGAAGGCCGAAUCAUCCUCACUCUGGAGGGAGGUUACAACCUGCAGGCGACAGCAGAGGGCGUCACCGCCUGUGUUCAAGCUCUUGUGGGAGGAGCCUGUGCCCCAAUGACGCCACUUGCCGCCCCAUCCGACAGCGCGCUGAAGUCCAUCUCUGAGACCAUCUCAGCUCUGUAUCCAUACUGGACCUCCCUGCAAGUACUGGAGGGGGAGGGGCUUGCUGAGGGGCGUGUCAUCAGAGCAGCAGCCAAUGAGGGGAAGCCGUGGAGUCCCGCCCUGAUUGAUGUCACGUCAACGGGCCUGGUGUACGACGAAAAGAUGAUGGAGCAUCUCAACAUGUGGGACAGGCACCACCCAGAACAGCCUCAGAGAAUCUCCAAGAUCUUCUCAAAGCAUCAGCAGCUCGGCCUGGUUGACCGCUGUCGGCGCAUCGCCGCUCGCCCGGCCACCGAGGAGGAGCUCGCCAUGUGUCACGCUGCGGACCACAUCCAGCGAAUGAAGUCCACGUCCACGAUGAAAGCCCGAGACCUGCACAUGCUGGGACAGGAAUUCACCUCCAUCUACAUCAACAACCAGACCUUCCAAUCGGCCCUGCUGGCUGCCGGGAGCUGCUUCAACGCUCUGGACCUCAUCCUGACUGGACAGGUGAGGAACGGCGUGGCCAUCGUGCGUCCUCCAGGUCACCACGCGGAGAAAGACGCUGCGUGCGGUUUUUGUUUCUUCAACACGGCCGCGCUCGCUGCCCGCUAUGCUCAGAAGACCUCCUCCCAGCAUGCACCUGUGCGCGUGCUGAUCCUGGACUGGGACGUCCACCACGGCAACGGCACCCAGCACAUGUUCGAGGACGACAGCAGCGUCCUCUACGUCUCCCUCCAUCGCUAUGACAACGCCACCUACUUCCCGUCCUCGGAGGACGGCGCUCCUGGCAAGGUGGGCGUGGCCCAGGGGGCGGGCUUCAACGUCAACGUGGCCUGGAGUGGCGGGCGGAUGGGCGACUCGGACUACCUCGCCGCCUUCCACCACGUCGUCAUGCCCGUGGCCUCGGAGUUCAACCCAGACCUGGUGCUGGUGUCCGCCGGGUUUGACGCCGCACGGGGCGACCCGCUGGGCGGAUAUCAUGUGACCCCAGAGGGCUACGCCCACCUGACGCACAUGCUAAUGUCACUCGCCGGGGGGCGCGUCUUGCUCAUAUUAGAGGGCGGCUACAACUUGGCGUCCAUCUCCGACUCCAUGGCCAUGUGUACGAGCGUGCUGCUUGGCGACCCGCCCCCUUUGCUGGCCACGCCCCUGCGCCCGCCUCACCGCGGCGCUGUGGCAACCAUCAACGAGGUCAUCCGGCACCACGCCCCCUACUGGAAGUCGCUAAGGAUACGCAUCCCAGGCCGCGUCCGACAGGCCGCGCCCUCCCCGAAGACUCGUGGCAAACGCGGCAGUCAGGGCAAAGGCAGGAGGUCCCAACAUGGCGGGCCAGACAAACCACCGCCACCCCCCGCUGGACUGGAGGACACAAGCGUGAAAACAAAUGCCGACUUGUUUACGUUGUCCAAUCAGGCGCAGUGCGGACUGGACCAGCUCACGCAGGGAUUGGCCAGUCUGGACAUCAGUCAGACCUCAGCCAUGCCCACCCCAGUGGGCGGGGCUAGGUCCAGUGUCCACAGCGAGGAGGACACGACAGUAGACUCAACUCCAGCGUCUCCUGGGCGGAGCCAAUCGGCAGAGAGCUCGCACCCUCAAGUUGACGCUGCCACACCGGCGGAGGUUGCACCGGGAGACACCGCCGCUGGGGAGGGGGCGGAGCCAGAGGCGGAGGGAGCGUGUGGUUGGUCCAAACCUCCAGGAACUCUGGAGCUGACGUGUGGAGCCGAGAUGGGCGGAGCGACCAUGUACGUGGUCGACCCCCUCUCCUGGUGUCCUCACCUGGAAGCCGUCAAGCCCCUCCCACCCUCAGGCAUCAACGUCUUCCUGCCCUGUCACGACUGCGGCUCAGAGGCGGAGAACUGGAUCUGUCUCACCUGCUACCAGGUGGCGUGCGGGCGCUACGUGAAGGAGCACAUGUUGACGCACGGCGUGACGCGGCAGCAUCCUGUGGUGCUGAGCUUCUGCGACCUCUCCGUGUGGUGUUACGUGUGCGAGGCCUACGUGCACAACCAGGUCGUGUUCGACGCCAAGAACGCCGCUCACUGCGCCAAGUUUGGAGAGGAGAUCCCGCCCUGGAGUUAGGAAAGGGGGGCGGAGCUGAAAGUGUGUUUCUAUGGUUACAUGCGGUAGUUGACCAACAGGAAGCCACGCCCCCUCUGACCUUAAACCUUUCUUUUUAUCAUGAUUGUGUUUUUUGCUAGACAUUGCCGAGGCCUGUUUGUUGUGCAAUAAUGUUUGUGAACGAUAUUAAAACGUCACGAUGGUUA